Messenger RNA from Ilex paraguariensis (yerba mate), 681 nucleotides. NCBI's taxonomy places the organism in Eukaryota, Viridiplantae, Streptophyta, Magnoliopsida, Aquifoliales, Aquifoliaceae. The record is from the annotation of a GenBank genome assembly.
AUGUCGCACAUAGAUGCUGCAUUUCAUUCAUCUUGUGAAAAUGAAGUUUAUCUAUUCAUGAAGAACGAGUAUGUGCUAGUGAACUAUGCUCCAGGCACGACAAACGACAAGGUGUUGUAUGGACCACUUCUUAUUGGCGCUGGGUAUCCAUCCCUCAAGGGCACAGCCUUUGCAGAUCCUGGAAUAGACUGUGCUUUUGGAUCUCAUCAUAAGGAUCAAGCAUUCAUCUUCUCUGGGAAUCUCUGUGCACAGAUUAACUACGCACCACACUCCUCAAAUGACAAGAUAAUCAAAGGACCGAUGACCAUCACUGAAAUGUUCCCCUUCUUCAAAGGGACGGUGUUUGAAAGCGGCGUAGAUGCAGCGUUUGAGUCAACGAAAAAAUAUGAAGCAUACCUCUUCAAAGGCAACCAGUAUGCUCUUAUAAACUACGACUAUGAUUCCCACCUUAUCUCCAUCCGUCUCAUCAAGCAAGGCUUUCCUAGUUUGGCAAACACCAUCUUUGAAAGUGGAUUUGAUGCAGCCUUUGCUUCGCAUAAGACUGAUGAGGCAUACCUAUUCAAAGGACCUUACUACGCACGCAUCAACUUUGCUCCCGGCACCACAGAUGACUACAUCAUUGGUGGCAUCAAGAAGAUCCUUGCCUAUUGGCCCUCUUUACACAACAUCUUGCCUGUCUAA